Messenger RNA from Aureobasidium uvarum, 930 nucleotides. NCBI's taxonomy places the organism in Eukaryota, Fungi, Ascomycota, Dothideomycetes, Dothideales, Saccotheciaceae. The record is from the annotation of a GenBank genome assembly.
AUGACAAUUCUUGAACCCACGCCAAAGCCUUUGGCAGAUGCAGCCAGAGCGGACCUCAGCAAACGAUCGAUUCCUCAUAUGGUGCUCAGCACAGGAGAUGAUACCUCACUGACUGCACCUCCUUCUUUCGACCUCGGUGCCACGCCCACAGCAUGUGCUCUGGGAAGAUUCAGAGUGCAGGGCAAUGCAAUCGUUACUGGUGGCACAGGAACUCUCGGUUUCGCAGCUUCGAGCGCACUACUGGAACAUGGUCUCUCUGGACUUGCCAUCUUCGACGUCAAUGCGAGUCAAGCUGACCAUCAGCUCGCACUGUUGAGGAAGCGCUUCCCGCAGUCUGUAAUCACUUGCUUCCAAGUCGACGUCACAAACGACUCAGCUGUACAAGAGGCAGUCGAUGCUGCAGCGACGACACUCGGUACGAUAGAUCACCUUCUCUGCUUCAGUGGUAUCGUUGGCUGCGUCGACGCCCUAGACAUGACUGCCGCUCACUGGCGUCGCAUCUUGGACGUCAACACUACUGGCUCAUUCUUGUGUGCUCAAGCUGUUGCCAGGAAGAUGGUAGAUCAGGGUACCGGAGGAUCAAUCAUCUUCACAGCCUCAAUCUCUGCUCACAGAGUCAACUACCCUCAACCUCAAGCUGCUUAUAACGUAAGCAAGGCAGCACUCAUCACGCUGAAAAACUGUCUGGCAGCCGAGUGGGCCCGCUAUGGUAUCAGAACCAAUUCUGUCAGUCCUGGGUAUAUGGACACUAUCUUGAACGACGGACCAGGAAUCGCUGAGGCAAGGAAUAUCUGGGCUGAGCGGAACCCUACUGGGCGUAUGGGCACACCUGACGAGCUUACAGGUGCAAUUGUCAUGUUGUCGGCUGUGACAAGCUCGUACAUCAAUGGUACGGAUAUCGUGGUUGAUGGUGGAACAAUCGUCUUCUAG